AUGUCAAGGAUGGAGACCGGCAUGGUGGAGUGGGUUAACACCUUCGAGCUGUCAUCGAGAUGCUCGUCGCUGUCCGACCUAGCCGACGGGGUGGCGCUUUCGGAGGUUCUCCUUGGAAUCGCACCCGGACUGUUCGACCCAAGCGCCAUCAAGCGAGACGUGGGAGACAAUUGGGCUCUCAAGCUCAACAACCUCAAGAAGAUGUCCGUUGAGGGGCAAGAGGCCAUGCAACAGGUGGUCCAGGACGCGAUGGCCGGGAUGUCUACCUCGGGGCAAGGGGCCCCGCAGGAUGAUGCGUACUCGACGGACCGCGACGGGGAGGGCGUUGUUGGGGAGGGGGGCGGGAGCGAUGGGGGAGGGGGCGGGGGGCGGGAAGGAGAGGAGGCCUUGGUGGACGAGAGCAUGUCGAGGGACCACAGGGAAGAGGAGUGGGCGCUGAGAAUGUCGGAGACGGAAGAUGCGAUGCUGGAGUUGAGGCGAGAACGGGAGCGCGAGUCGGCCUUGAGGACCGAGGCGGAGAAGGAGGUGGCAGCGCUCAAGGAGAGGACCGUUGAGCUGGAGGCCCACGCCAAGGCUAGGAGUGCGCGCGACGAGGAAACGUCUAGCAUGUCGGCCUCUCUGCAGCGGACGAUGAGCAGCCUGGAGGACAAGGAGGCGGGGUUGCAGCAGGCGCUGCAGGACACGAGGGUGGCGGAAUCAAAGCUUGCUCAGGAGAGCAAGGCGAGGGCGGAGAAGGAGUUCGAGCUUCGUCAGAUGGAGGACGAGCUCGACAUUGCCAAGGCCAAGGCCUCCCAGCUCACAAAGAUGGAAGCUACGGUUGAGAAGUACAAGCGGCGAUUGGAGGACAUGGCGGAGCUGCGCCAGCAGGUGAAGGAGCUGGACGACCUCAACUCCAAGUACCUCGACCAGAUGCUCAAGCUCGAGAGCACGGCGAAGACGAUCCCCACGCUGACGAUGAAGAUCGAGCAGUACAAGGACCAGGCGGUAGGGCUGGAGCGGCAGAACUUCGAGGCUUCCUCGGCGGUGGUGGUGAAAGAGACAGAGGUGCAGAGGUUGAGAGAAGAGCUGGAGGCGGCGUUGCAGGCGAAGAUGUUCUUCGAGGACGAGCUGAUCGCCCUCCGAGACCAGAACAAGGCACACGCCGAUGCCGCGGAGGAGGACCCCUCGAAGGGCAACCAGAGAGAUCUAUUCGAAGGGGCAGCUAACCGCGCAGAGCUACGGGAGCAAGUGGCACGAAAGGAUCGAGAGAUCGCCCUGCUAAAGGCGCAGGUGGCGGAGGGUGGCGGCCAAGACGGAGAGGGGGGUUCAAGGCUGGAAGUGCUCGAGUCGCAACUGGAGGACGCCCUCCGCGUUAAGGACGAGCGAUCAGCGGAGGCGUUGGCGGCGAAGAGGAACGCCGCGGAUCUCGAGCAAAAGAACAACAAGCUGGAGCAGUUGGUGUCGGAAAUGAAGGGGGCGCCGCAGAGCGCAGCACAGGCCGAGAAGUCUUCGGCGAAGAUCCAGAGCAUGAAGGAGGAGAUGGACAGGCUGAGGGUCCUGGCGGACGAUCGCGAGCGGCUGAGUAUGACCGCACAGAGCAUGGAGGACCGUCUCAAGGAGCGGGAGACGCAGGUGAACAACCUCCAGACGGACAAGGAGAAGCUGGAGUCGUACACGAAGAAGACGCUGCACAAGUUCCAGGACAAGUACAUGGUGGCCAUCUCGCACUGCAAGGCGCAGAUCGCCGAGAAGAACGAGAAGAUAGACUACCUCGAGAGCAAGAUAUCGCAGGACAAGGCGGCCUCUAAGCGGGAGGAGAGGCUGCUCAUGUCCUCCGUCUACGAGCUGGGUAUGGACAUCAUCGAGAGACAGCUCAAGUCAUCGGUUUCGGACCAGAUCCGCGGGGCAGACUCGGCGCCAGGCUCGUCUUGGAUGCAGAGGAAGCGGGCAGAGGUCAAGAAGGCGAACCCUGUGGCGCUCUGACUCUGACUUGCCGAGAAAAAUCUCAAUUCCAACACGAGCAGGAAGACCUAACACGUAACACGUAAGACAAGAUCCGAUCCAAGAAGAGGAAGGUAGCUCAGGCUCACUCUCCGGAUACGCGGAAGGUUAUGAGAAACCUAUUUGCUGCCUGUGCGCCACAAGGCAUACGGUAUCGGCUGGCGGCCCUUGCAAGCGGGGCCGAGAAGCGG
Messenger RNA from Ectocarpus siliculosus, 2171 nucleotides. The record is from the annotation of a GenBank genome assembly. NCBI's taxonomy places the organism in Eukaryota, Phaeophyceae, Ectocarpales, Ectocarpaceae.